AUCACCUUCACAAACGUCUGAAAAUGGCACGCGGAGCGAGGGAGGUCAUCGAAAUUGUCGAUGAUGAGCCUACAGCUUCGGAAUCUGGCGAGGAUCCCGAACCAGUCGCCGAGAAAAGUGCACAUAAGAGAAAGCUUGACGAAGGCUUUUCCGAAAAAGUCGAGUGGACAGAUGAUGACGACGACCUGCCGGUAAAGCCAAAAAAGCGCAGAGGGAAGCGAAAGUCGACAACAAAGAAGGAUCGGAAGGCAGGGAAGGAGGACAAAGCCGACGCCGAGGAUGACCUCGAGCUUGCCGGGAUACCAGAGUAUCUCCAGGACAGGAAGCGCCAGUUCGAUGUCAAUAGGAAGCUUCAUCAUGACGCCGCUCUCAUGCUGCCCCCGGACUACUCUGGAAUCCACUUCGAAGAAAAUGGCAGACUUGAGGAGCUUGAGGAACGCCCUAAAUUCGACGAAGCCAGCGGCGUGAAACCGUCGAGACCGUACAAGGACAUUGAACUGCGUCAAUCAGCGGGCCUCAUCCCAGCAUCCAUAGCGCAGUACCUGCGAGAUUACCAGGUUGCCGGGGUUGCGUUCCUCCAUCGGAAAUUCGUGUACCAGGAAGGCGGCAUCUUGGGGGAUGACAUGGGUCUUGGGAAAACAGUGCAAGUUGCUGCAUUCCUGACAGCGGCUUUUGGGAAGACUGGCGAUGAGCGAGAUGCGAAGCGCAUGAGACAGGUGCGCCAAUGCACUGGCCGAUGGUACCCGAGAGUCUUAGUUGUUUGCCCCGGAUCCCUGAUCAUGAAUUGGAAGAACGAGUUGAAUCGAUGGGGCUGGUGGCACGUCGAUGUCUUCCACGGCGCUAACAAAGACGACGUCCUUGGAACAGCUCGAGCCGGUCGGUUAGAGAUCAUGAUCACCACAUAUGAUACCUACAAGAACAGUCGAAGCUCCGUCAACAUGGUUCAGUGGGAUGCCGUCAUUGCCGACGAAUGCCACCGUCUCAAAGACCGAUACUCAGAAACCACAAAGGCUCUAAACGAAAUCAAUGCUCUUUGCCGCAUUGGGCUUACAGGCACAGCAAUUCAAAACAAGUACGAGGAGCUUUGGACACUGCUUGAUUGGACAAAUCCCGGCCAUUUCGGAACCAUCGCAGAGUGGUCGCAAACUGUUACGAAGCCAUUGACAGUUGGACAGUCCCACGACGCAACAGGUGCCCAGUUGAGCCUUGCCAGGCAGACAGCCAAAAAGCUUGUCGAGAAUCUCUUGCCCAAAUACUUUCUUCGACGAAUGAAGACGCUCAUCGCGCAUCAAUUGCCCAAGAAGGUCGACAGAGUAGUCUUUUGCCCGCUCACUGAUCUCCAACGUGAUGCAUACGAGAACUUCCUCGCCAGUUAUGAAGUCGGGGUCAUUCGCUCUAUUUCCGAACCAUGCUGCGAGGGAAAGAAAAGAGGAUGGUGCUGCGGUGCCCUGCUUCCUAAUGGGAACAGAUGGCAAAACGCCGUGUUUCCUAGCAUGAUGGUGUUGCAGAAGCUGGCGAAUCACCUUACUCUCCUGGUACCUCAGACAACCGAUAUGGAAGACAAGCAUAGUUCAGAGCUCCAAACACUGCGGACAUGUAUGCCUGAUACAUGUAAGGUACUCUACGAGAACCGGGAUCUAAUCAAAAAUCUGGUCAAUCCAGAGUUCUGUGGUAAAUGGAAAGUUCUGAAGAGGCUCCUCAAAUUCUGGCACAGCAAUGGAGACAAGGUGCUGGUUUUCUCGCACAGCGUGCGACUACUCCGAAUUCUCCAACACCUCUUCACCAAUACGAGCUAUACAGUGAGUUACCUGGAUGGAUCCCUGAGCUACGACCAACGUCAGGAAGUUGUUGAUACGUUCAACUCCGACCCGACGCAAUUCGUUUUCCUCAUCUCGACGAAAGCCGGUGGCGUUGGACUCAAUAUCACGUCUGCAAAUAAGGUCGUGAUUAUGGAUCCACAUUGGAAUCCUGCAUACGAUCUGCAGGCACAAGACCGAGCAUACCGGAUUGGCCAGACCCGAGAUGUUGAAGUCUUUCGACUAAUUUCAUUGGGAACCGUGGAGGAAAUUGUCUACGCCCGUCAGAUCUACAAGCAACAGCAAGCAAACAUUGGCUACACAGCUUCAUCUGAAAGGCGAUAUUUCAAAGGUGUCCAGCAGGACACAGACAGAAAGGGUGAGAUUUUCGGACUCGGCAAUAUCUUUACCUAUCACAAUGACAACGGUCUGCUCCAAGACAUCGUCAACAAGACCAAUAUUGCUGAAGCAAAAGCUGGAGUGAAUCUUGUGAAUGUCAACAUGGAGACGGCUGCCAACGAUGAGGAGGCUGUUGGGAUGGUAAAGCAAGAAGAAGGAAACGGCGAGGAUGGAGGAAUGGGCCAGCUGGCGGCACUAUUGACAGCUGAGAAUCAAAAGCAGAUGUUGGAGUCUAAAAAGACCAAACCCCCCAAAAGCGAUGCCAUCCAAGCUAUUCUGACCUCUGCGGGUGUUGAAUACACUCACGACAAUUCGGAGGUUGUGGGGUCCUCAAAGGUCGAAGAGCAGCUCUCACGGCGUGCGGCAAUGACCUCCUACUCGGAAGGGGACGUUGAGGGACAAAAUGCUCUCUUUGCAAACAGUCAGGAAGCAGCGGGAGGAGACAGACUGCACAGCAGCUACAAUCCCCCAGACGGAGUCAGGGUCCGCCAGUUCUGUGAAAUGGCGCGAGAGUUUGGGUUUGUGAACGCAACGGAGUUUGCGCUCGUGGUGGAGAAUUGGACACAAGAGGCAAGGAGAAACUGCUUGGACGCAUUUUACAGCAGAAGAGAGGCGAAGCUGAUCAGUGAGGCUCUCGUCAAGGAGGAUGACCAAGCGGAUGUCAAGGGCAAGGUAGAAGUUACGGCCAAAGAUGAGAUCGAAGAGAAGGGCUUCAAACAAGAAUCAUAUUUCAAGGAAGAAAAGGUCAAAGUCGAGGACACGAAGACCGUAUCGUCUAUGAAGAUGAAAGCUGCGGAUGUCAAGGAGUUCAACGACAAAAAGAUGGUUAAGAUUGAAGGGUCAAGUAAGAGGGCUUCAAUUUUCCUGUCUGAUGAUGACGAUGACGAUGAGCUUUGACGGAGCACGGCGGCGUUACUGGAUGAUACCCCGGACUUGACAUGAUUUAAGUAAAACGUUAACGAAAACAUGCUACAUUUAGGAUGCUUGAAUGGCAACUCAUCCCUCCAGCGUGUAAGUCGGUAGUGGAAUGGCGUUACGAUAGUUGACACUUGCACUGGCUCUCGUCGACUCCUUCGGGACCACGAAGUUCACUUCGUCAACGUUCCGAAAAUGUGAGGAAGUACCUGGUAAGCCGGCUCGUCUGGGGGCUGCGCUAGAUCAAUCUUCUCCCAAGGCCCAGCAUUUCUUAGGGAUUUGCCGGUGGCUCGACAGAUCCGGCAUGAGCCCAUCACAUUCGACCAGACAAGGCUGGUGAACCCUGUUUCACCGAAUUGAUCAGCUUCCUGGUGACGGAGAUAAGACGAAAUGGAUAGCAACUGUACUCACACUGAUACAUCCAGAGAAGGAC
This is a messenger RNA of Ilyonectria robusta, 3543 nucleotides long. Its product is annotated as SNF2 superfamily RAD26-like protein. The record is from RefSeq and is a predicted model, not a curated record. Gene Ontology annotation, molecular function: ATP binding; ATP-dependent chromatin remodeler activity. Bases 24 to 3092 code for a protein of 1022 amino acids. The transcript has a single exon. Lineage: Eukaryota; Fungi; Ascomycota; Sordariomycetes; Hypocreales; Nectriaceae.